Cantharellus anzutake is the source of this 477-nucleotide messenger RNA. RefSeq lists its product as uncharacterized. The record is from RefSeq and is a predicted model, not a curated record. The coding region runs from base 1 to 477 and encodes 158 amino acids. NCBI's taxonomy places the organism in Eukaryota, Fungi, Basidiomycota, Agaricomycetes, Cantharellales, Hydnaceae. The transcript has 2 exons.
AUGGGACAACACCGAAAGGUGCCGAAUGAUACCGAGAGGUACCGAAAGGUCCUGAACGAUAUUUUAAAUGGGGAACCGAGGUGUCAGGCCAAGGAGGGCGGAGUUGGAGGCUGGAAAAUGAAUGGGGAAGACAAAUGGGUAAAGGAGGUAGCUCUGAAAGUGGAGUUGCGUAUCCAAAGGAUGUUAGGUGACUCAAACAAACGAAACGGGUGGAGGAAUAGUUUAAGGGCAUGUCACGGGAUGUCGGAGGUCCGUCAGGAUAUUGGAGCAAAUCCGGGAUCUCCGAAUGUUCCGACUCGGGACCGAGCUUCCGGGAUGGGAGUGGCCAAGGUUCGGUGUACCGCAACCAGACUGGAGCUGAGACAGUCAGGAGGGAAGGUGACUUGGGGAGUGGGGAGGCAUGGUGUAGGGGAUGGUGAAGUUGUUAGGAAGGUGUGGUGUGGUGGGAGUGCGCGGGGUCGGGAUUCCGGGAUAUGA